This is a messenger RNA of Paramormyrops kingsleyae, 1781 nucleotides long. The record is from RefSeq and is a predicted model, not a curated record. Lineage: Eukaryota; Metazoa; Chordata; Actinopteri; Osteoglossiformes; Mormyridae.
CCCAUAAUGCAGUGCGGAGGCCGUUUCCUGUGGUCGGGAGAGAGCCGUCGGCGCACACGAGGACUCGCGUUGAGCGCUGAGUCGGACCUCUUUCCGCUGCGUCGCCCUGCGAAGCCGGCUCGGUUUUACCUGGAAGACGGAAGGGCGCUUUUCGCGUGUGGGAACCGGCAGGGAGCUGCUUUUAAACGCUUUUAAAAGGAGGCGACCCAGAUAAAAAGGCGCACCGGGCCGGGUGGUUAUAAAACUGUGGAAGUGCGCAGUGAAAUAGCGAGCCAGCGAUGGAACCCAUAGACAGUGCCCCCGACUCCUGGGAGCAGGAGGACGACAGCGAGGCCCCGGUCGACGUGCCGCUUCGAGCCGCUCUCGGCGCCCUCAACGUCCACGCCGCCGAGUUCGUGCCGGGUUUUCGCCAGAUGGUCCCCACCGAAGAGCCCGGCCGCCGCGGUUCCGAGACAGUCAACUCUACGGAAGCGUCAGAACCCGCUGCUCCCCUGGAGAAUGGCGAGACGGGGGUGGCCACAGAGGAGACGUGGGAGCAGAAGGGGGCGGGACCCAGUGAGGCGGAGCCGGGAGGCGGCCCCGUGGGCGACGGGGGCACAGUUGGUCCAUCUGCAGAGGAGGAUGAAGAGGAGCCCCUGAUGGAGGAAGAGGAGGAGGUGCCAAAGCCCAAACUGGCCCCUGCCCUGCCAGAUGCGCCCAAGAAGGAGCACGUCAACGUUGUCUUCAUUGGACACGUGGAUGCUGGCAAGUCCACAAUCGGAGGCCAGAUCAUGUACUUAACAGGCAUGGUGGAGAAGCGAACCUUGGAGAAGUAUGAGAGAGAGGCCAAGGAGAAGAACAGAGAGACUUGGUACCUCUCCUGGGCCCUGGACACGAACCAGGAGGAACGGGACAAGGGCAAGACGGUGGAGGUCGGCCGGGCCUACUUCGAGACUGAAAAGAAGCACUUCACCAUCCUGGAUGCCCCAGGACACAAGAGCUUCGUACCCAACAUGAUUGGCGGGGCGUCGCAAGCCGACCUGGCCGUGCUGGUGAUCUCGGCCCGCAAAGGCGAGUUCGAGACGGGCUUCGAGAAGGGUGGCCAGACGCGGGAGCACGCCAUGCUGGCCAAGACUGCUGGCGUGAAGCACCUCAUCGUGCUCAUCAACAAGAUGGACGACCCUACGGUCAACUGGAGUCUGGAGAGGUACGAGGAGUGCAAGGAGAAGCUAGUGCCAUUUCUAAAGAAGGUUGGAUUCAACCCCAAGAAGGACAUCCACUUCAUGCCCUGCUCUGGACUGACGGGUGCCAAUCUGAAGGAGCCUGCUGAGCUCUGCUCCUGGUACACAGGGCUUCCCUUCAUCCCCCAUCUGGACAGUCUGCCAAACUUCAACAGAUCCAGCGAUGGCCCAGUCAGGUUACCCAUCGUGGACAAGUACAAGGACAUGGGCACCGUGAUUCUGGGGAAGCUCGAGUCGGGCUCCAUCAGCAAGGCGCAGCAACUGGUGGUGAUGCCGAACCGGCACACUGUGGAGGUGCUCAGCCUGCUUUCGGACGACGUGGAGACAGAGGACGCGGGUCCUGGGGAGAACCUCAAACUGCGGCUGAAGGGCAUCGAGGAGGAGGAGAUCCUGCCCGGCUUCAUCCUCUGCACGCCCGAGAACCUCUGCCACUCGGGACGCACCUUCGAUGCACAGAUUGUCAUCAUCGAGCACAAGUCCAUCAUCUGUCCCGGUUACAACGCGGUGCUGCACAUCCAUACCUGCAUUGAAGAAGUGCAGAUCACGAAAUUUGCAAACUAG